CAGCUGCUUUGCCAACUCGCCCACCAUAGUCCAUAGAUCUUCCCCGUCGCCAAAUAGAAGCCUUUGUUCUAACCCAUCUACGACGAGAGAAGCCUCGCCCCUUGCUCCGUCUUCACCGCUUCAAUCGUAGAACCGGUGGUGGUAGUAGUACACAACCACCUCUUUAACUCAUCUCUGACACAACUUGUCUUGUUAUCUUUGCUACUGCCGCCUUAUUUGUGUCACCCUUGGUCUACCCCAAGCUCGAGCGUUCCACCUUGAACCCUUGCCGAAGAUGAUGGUGACUUCGCGCCGAAGAAGAUGAUUAGAUGGUCUGAUGGAUCGGACGACGUCCGGGCGCUGCUAAUACCAGGGGACUAGGGAGUGGUGAACUUUAAAUCCUUAUAAAGGAUAGGAUGUACUCUACACGUUUCUGAAUCAGUUGAUCUGAUUAAAAGCAAAAAAAUGGAAAUGCAAUGCAGCAAAGUAUGCAUGCAGACACAGCUUUUGCUAUUGUAUACACGGAAAUAAUAUUUUCUUUAUAUAUAUGUGGCGCCACAUCAUAUUUUCCAUGUAUAUCUCUAGUUCCUGAGGUUGAGUGCAAGAGAGGGAGAAGAAUAUAAGUGCGUGUGCAUGGCUUUUGCCCCCACAUGCACUGCACACUUCACAAACACAAAAAGGGCAGGGCCUCGAGCCGGCACGCAAAGCUACCCCCUGCUAGCUCAGGUAGCCUCGUUGGCCAUGCGAGGCGUCGGCGGCUAGCCGUGCACGCCUGCUCACGCGGCGGACGCAUCGGGCCGCGCGCGGCUUGCCGUGCCAUCUUCGUUUCACGGCCCGUUCCAUCUCCCCACGCAUGCGCACCCGAUCAGAUCGGCGACCAACCACCAAGCCGCCGCUUCGUCUUCUCUCGAACACCAAACCGCCAGCGGCCAGCGUGGAGUGGAGUACUACUAGUACGAGCAGUAGCUAGCUACCACCAGCAGCAGGAGUCACUUGCAAACGCAAGAGCGGCCGGUCAGAUCGAGCGGUGGUGACCACCAGCGAGCGCGCGGUUCUCUGGAGCAGCUCGAUCGAUCGAGCGAGCUGGCUGUUUGCUGGUUGCUGCGGCCAUGGGAGUGCCUUCGUUCUACAAGUGGCUCGUGGGCAAGUACCCUAGCAUCGUCGUCCCCGCGAAGGAGGACGACGGCGGCGCCGGGGGUACGUCAUCGCCGCCGCCGCCGGGGGAUGCCGGCGGCGGACCCAAUGGCGUCUACCACAACCUCUACCUCGACAUGAACGGCAUCAUCCACCCCUGCUUCCACCCGGAGGACCAGGUGUACCCGCCAACGACGUUCGACGAGGUGUUCCAGGCCAUGUUCGAGUACAUGGAUCGUCUCUUCCGCAUCGUCAGGCCUACCAAACUGCUGUACUUGGCAGUAGAUGGCGUUGCUCCCCGCGCCAAAAUGAACCAGCAGAGAUCCAGGCGCUUCAAGGCUGCCAAGGACGCCAAAGAUGCGGAACUGGAGGAAAAACUUCUGAGAGAGAAAUUCAGAGCUGAAGGGAGGGAGGUGCACCCGCGGGAGACAAAUGAGCUUUCAGAUCCUAAUGUCAUUACGCCAGGGACCGAGUUCAUGGAGAAGCUCUCCAUGGCGCUUGAGUACUACAUCCGUGCUCGGCUGAAUAAUGACCCAGCAUGGAAAGGCAUCAAGGUAAUACUAUCUGAUGCAAAUGUACCUGGAGAAGGUGAGCACAAGAUAAUGUCUUUCAUCCGGGCACAACGCACCAGGGAGAACUAUGAUCCAAAUACACGUCACUGCUUGUAUGGAUUGGAUGCGGACCUGAUAAUGCUCGCUUUGGCAUCUCACGAGCUUCACUUUUCAAUUUUGCGUGAGGAUGUGCUACAACAAAACCAACCAGAAAACUGUAUCACUCUAGCUAAAGAAUUGUUCAAAACUGAAGAGCUAAAAAAAUGUAGAGGCUGGUUCCCCCGCACAACAGAAAUGACUCCUAGGGUCAAGUCUCCUAAGAAACCUUAUCAGUUUUUGAACAUAUGGGUUCUGAGGGAGUAUCUGGAGCUUGAUCUGAAGAUACCAAACCCAGUUGUCAAAACAGAUAUUGAGAGACUUAUAGAUGAUUUCAUAUUUAUUUGUUUCCUGACAGGAAAUGAUUUCAUUCCACAUAUUCCUUCAGUAGAGAUACAUGAGUGUGCAGUUGAUCUGUUAUUGGAAGUGUACAAAAAAACCUUCAACAAAAUGGGGGGCUAUAUUGUGAACACGGAAAAGUUGAAAGACAAACAUGCUGCGUAUCUUAAAGUCUCAAGGUUAGAAAAGUUUUUUCAUGAAUUGUCCUUGUAUGAAGAGAAAAUUUUCCUCAAAAGAUAUGAGCUGCGAGAGAGGCUACAGCGCAAUAUACUGCGUCGAGCUGCAGAGAAGGAAUGGAAUGAAAGAAACUUUGACAAUAUGGAACAAAAUCCUGAUGGUCCAGGCUUGACAGUUGAUUCAUUAUCAGCGCAAUGCAGCAUUUCCACCUGCAGCGGCGACAAGUCAGAUAUGACUUCAAAUACCUUAGAGCUGAGGCGAAACUUAAAGGAUACUCUCCGUAACAAGCAAGACCUUAUAACAAGUGGAGCCUGUAAACCUGACACGAUAAAACUGGGAUUAGCUGGAUGGAAAUCUCGAUUCUACAGGGAAAAGUUUGGUGUUGAAAGAUUUAACGAAGCUGGGAAUCUGAAGAAUGACAUGGUUCAAAAGUAUCUUGAAGGACUUUGUUGGGUGCUUCUGUACUACUUUGCAGAUGUGCCAUCAUGGAGCUGGUACUAUCCAUUCUAUUAUGCUCCUUUUGCAUCUGAUCUGAAAGGACUAUCUCAGUUUAAGAUAUCUUUUACCAUGGACAAGCCACUAAGACCAUUCAAUCAGCUCAUGGCAGUCCUUCCAAAAGAAAGCUCUUUUGCAUUACCGAAGUGUUACAGAAAACUGAUGGAAAAUGAAGAGUCUUCCAUACAAAAAUUCUAUCCUUCAGAUCUGCAGAUUGAUACCCAUGGGAAACGUUUCUUGUGGCAAGGUAUUGCAAAGAUGCCAUUCAUUGAUGAAAAGCUACUGAUUUCGGCUACCAAGACAGUGGAGAAUGAACUCACAGUGCAUGAGAUGAGUAGGAACACUGUUCGGCAAGAGAAGAUCUUCGUGAGGAACUCAAAUACUAUGGCAAGCAAUGCAGCCAUUGGGCAAAUAUUUGAUUGUUCAUCGAAAAAGCUUCCAAUAGAUCCAGCAGCCAGUGAACUUGGUGGAUGGAUAUCGCCUGUUGACGACAAUGGUAUAAGCUGUGGAUUCUUCCGUUCACCCGUUAGAGAUCUUGAGGACCUUAGGAAUGUCCAGACAGUAUCAUUCAUGUUCUUCAACCCAGAGCCAGUGAAGAUCAUUCCAAGACUACUUGAACAUGUCAAUAAACCUGAAAAGACUUUAACUGAAGCUGACAUUCCAACAAGGCCGAUGUGGCACACCUACCCAGGUUCCCGCCCACCGGAAACCUUCACUGCCACAGAAGAGGUGCAGCCCAGGAAUAGCAGCUUUGGCCGUGGGAGAGGGAGAGACAUCAGGACCGAGACACCGCAGUUGGGCGGCAACUAUGGGAGAGGUUUCCAUGGGGCUGGCAUGGCACAAAGCCGUGGUGGUGCGUACACUUUCCAGCCAGGCGGGAGAGAUUGUGCAGGAAGUGGCACGUUGCAGAGGCAGCAGGUGGCAUGGCGCCCAGUUGGGGCGUGGGCAAGAGGUGGAAGUGAGAAUGGAGGCGGCCAUGGCGGGAAUGGGCAGCCCCGUGGUUGGUAGAACAGAACAGAGGUAGAGGGAAUGCGAUGCGAUGAUGAACCACCCUAGUUUUUGGUCUCGCGCGCCUCACCAUAUUUUGUCUGAAACUUUGCCGGUGCUAUGCUGGUCAAGAAUUGCGUCGUCUGUGAUCUGUUAAACUAGAGUCUAGAGGUGCAUUUUGUUUGAGACAAAUGAUGGAUCAUGAUUGUUGUAGCUGCUAAUCUUGGGUCUAACUGCUUGCUCGAUUUCCCCCCGUUUGUGCCUGGCUUCUGUAUAGCAAUUCCACUGCGCUUGCUAGAGCAUGUCUGUUCAGCUUUGUAUUGCUAGAUUGUUAUGAUUUGAAGGCUAGACUAUGGUAAUCCAGCA
This is a messenger RNA of Panicum virgatum (switchgrass), 4124 nucleotides long. RefSeq names its product 5'-3' exoribonuclease 3-like. Gene Ontology annotation, biological process: nuclear-transcribed mRNA catabolic process. The record is from RefSeq and is a predicted model, not a curated record. Gene Ontology annotation, cellular component: nucleus. The transcript is spliced from 24 exons. Gene Ontology annotation, molecular function: 5'-3' RNA exonuclease activity; RNA binding. The coding region runs from base 1089 to 3779 and encodes 896 amino acids. NCBI's taxonomy places the organism in Eukaryota, Viridiplantae, Streptophyta, Magnoliopsida, Poales, Poaceae.